AUGUUCUGCCUCCCGCUGUUUCGCAAGGACGAGAACAAUGAAAACGAAGCACGUGUUGUUUCUCCGCCAUCUUACUUCCAAGUCUUGAAGAGAUCAGGCGCCGGCUCUGCUGCAGUUCUCAAUCAUCUUCGUGCGAUUCUGGUGGACAACAAGGUUGACGCGUAUAUUAUUCCGAAUGAAGACGAACAUGGCAGCGAAAUUCCAUCCGCGUCGGAGCUGCGACGCGGGUUUAUGACUGGCUUCCACGGCUCGUCAGGUCUCGCUGUCAUCACUCAAACCGAGGCAUUGCUGUUCACGGACAGCAGAUACUGGGUCGCAGCGGAGAAGGCUAUUGACCCCCGCAUUUGGACACUCCGCAAGGCUGACCCGCGUGCCAUUGUGCCUGGUGGAUUCCAAGACUAUCUCUGCAAUCUACCCGCUGGGAGUCGCAUCGCUGUCGAUGCGCGGUUGAUUACUCCAGCGCUGAUGGCUUCCUUGGAGGCGACUCUACCAACAGGCUCUAGAGUCAUUGCAACACUGGUCAAUCUUGUGGACCAAGUUUGGACUGACAAGCCUGCGCGCUCAACUGACCCGGUUAUUGUCCACCCGCUCAAGUUCUCCGGUCGUGGAGCGGAUUCUAAAAUUGCCCAGCUACGUGAGGAGAUAAGAGCAUAUUCGGAAUCAACCUCGUAUCUUGCGACAUCUCUGGACGAUCUAGCAUGGCUCCUCAAUCUCCGCGGCACCGACAUGUUCAAUCAGCCGCUUUUUUAUGCGUACUGCUUCGUCAGCGCAACCGAAGUCGUUCUUUUCAUUGAUUCUCGCAAGAUCACAACAGAAGUCCGAGAAUAUCUCAAUACCCUCAACGUGCAAAUCCAAGAAUACCAAACUAUUUGGGCCUUUCUUGCGAAAAAAGCGCAGCAAGAUCCCAAGUCGCAGGUUUUGGUCGACUCGAAAGCAUCGUAUGCUGUUAUACAAAUGCUUGCGGCUACAGCGACCGUCAUUCACUCCCCAAUAAACACAGCCAAAGCCAUCAAAAAUGCCGUCGAAAUUGAGGGUUUCUUCAACGGCAAUCUUCGGGAUAGUGUGGUCAUGGUGCGCUGGUAUGGAUGGCUUCAUGAGCAGAUCGUCAAGAAAAAGAAUGUUGUCACCGAAUACGAAGCGGAGAGAAAAUUGAGUGAAUACCGUUCAAAGGUGAAAUAUUGGGCAGGAGACUGCAGUUUCAUCAGCGCAUAUGGACCGAGUGCCGCUUUACCCCACUACCAUGCGGAACCUGACGAAUGCCUCGUUAUCGGACGGGAAGCACCUUAUCUCCUGGACUCUGGCCAGCAGUACUUUGACUCGACGAUCGACACAACACGCACAGUCCACUUCGGCAAACCCACCAAAGAGCAGAAACGUGCCUUUACACGUGUUUUGCAGGCCCAUAUUGCAAUCGACUCCCUCAUCUUUCCUCAAGGCACUUUGGCCACGAAUCUAGAUGGUAUCGUGCGACAUCAUCUUUGGAAGGACGGAAUGAACUUUGGACACGGCCCCGGACAUGGUAUUGGAAGUUAUGGUGUCGUUCACGAAAGUUCAACGGGCAUCAGCGUCCCAUUCAUCUUGAAGCCUGGGCAUGUUAUAACGAAUGAGCCAGGGUUCUAUGACGAAGGUAACUUUGGAUGUCGCACAGAGUCGACAAUCGUCUGUGUCGAGAAAAAGACACGCAAGGAAUUUGGCGGAAGCAUAUGGCUGGGCUUCGAGCGAUUUACAAUGGUUCCCAUUCAACAAAAAUUGGUCGAAAGUUCGCUCUUGUCCAAGGAAGAAAAGAAGUGGUUGAGGGCACAUAAUAAGCUUUGCUACAAGAAACUGCGGCCACUCUUGCGGGAGGUCUGUGAUAAACGAGCUGAAAAAUUGCUAGGUAGAUUCUUCUGA
This is a messenger RNA of Mycena indigotica, 1890 nucleotides long. Its product is annotated as Xaa-Pro aminopeptidase. The record is from RefSeq and is a predicted model, not a curated record. The transcript has 17 exons. NCBI's taxonomy places the organism in Eukaryota, Fungi, Basidiomycota, Agaricomycetes, Agaricales, Mycenaceae. Bases 1 to 1890 code for a protein of 629 amino acids.